Molecule: messenger RNA, 3336 nt
Organism: Hymenoscyphus albidus
Lineage: Eukaryota; Fungi; Ascomycota; Leotiomycetes; Helotiales; Helotiaceae
Source: the annotation of a GenBank genome assembly
CUUCCUUUCUCUUCAAUUCCGCCUUCAUCUUUCGACGUCGACCUCUUCCUAAUAUCUUCCUAUGAUGUACUUCUCAUCGUCCAUUCUUUUGACAUCUAUUGUCAUUCCCGUCUCUUCCCUGGCCGUCCCUUUCAACACUUCUUCACCUGUCCCGCAAAAGAAACUUGGAGCAAUUCCAAACUCCAUUGUCCAACAGAAUGUUGCUCGCCAACCAUCUCUACCGAUCUUGGAGAUCGGUCUCAACCACAUCAUCAGCCAGAUCGGAGACAAUAUGACCCAGGCUGCGACUGAGGCCUUCAAAAACGACCAUCGACACCCUAGUGUUGGAUUUUCACGAUUUCUUCCUUUACACCAGCGAGAAUCUCCUGCUGCGUGUAGCCCCACAACACCAUGCGUUGAUGGCAGUUGCUGCAAUAGUGUAAGCUUAGAUACCUCCAUCUGUUGAUCAGAAGCUCAUAGCCUAUGUCAAAUAGGAAGGAAAGUGUGGCUUUACGCCCUAUCAUUGCACGAAAACAGCUGCAACUAGAUGCAUCUCAAACUGCGAUGCGCAUGCAAUGUGUGGCGUUGACUCUCUCAAUGGAUCCCAAAAGUGUCCACUUCAAAUUUGUUGCUCCUACUUUGGUUAUUGCGGGACUUCCAGUGUUUUCUGUCAGGGCACAGUGGCUGUAGAUCACAAACCUGGGGAGCCAAAUAUCACCUUUCCAUGCCAGGAGGGAUUCGGAAGUUGUCAAGUCGCCCCAACUCCAACUUGCAAAGAAAGAGAACAUUCAGCUUCAAAAGGAAGAAAAGUAGCCUAUUGGCAAUCAGGGUAUGUAUCACAUCUCGCCGCCUAUGUUGGGAAUCUAAAUUGUUCUUUCGCGAACACAAUUGGCCCUGUCAUUGAUUGUUUGAGCAAAUGUUGAGAAGUGGUAUACGAACGCCUCGAUUCUAUGAUAUUAUAUUGGAAAAUCAGCAUUCAGUUUUCUGCAUUACUGACUCGCUCUUAGAAACGUCAGAUAUCGCGGAUGUGACAAAGUAUACCCUUCCCAAAUCGAUACCACAGGACUUACCCAUCUUGUUUUCGCUUUUCUUUUCAUUGAUCCCAAGACAUUCAAAGUCACUCCAGUUGAUAACGCGGAUAUUCCAUUAUAUACGGAUUUUACAGCACUGAAAACACGUCACAUGCAAACAUGGAUUGCGGUCGGAGGGUCAGCUCUCACUGAUCCUGGCCCAACAUUUACAACAUUUUCAGACAUGGCAUCUACUCCGGAAAACAGAGCAGCGUUUAUCGCAUCCCUAUGCGAUUUUAUGGAAAAAUUUGGCUUUCAGGGCGUAGAUCUGGAUUGGGAGACACCAACGCUCUCAUAUCGAGGCGGAAAACAAGCUGAUUUUUCCAAUAUUGUAACGCUUGUGAAAGAGAUGCGAGCUGUCUUUGGGAGAAAAUUUGGAUUGAGCAUUGCAAUGUAAGAACUUCUGACCAUACCCUUCAGAUGAUGGUAGAAAACCAGAAAAUCAUUGUUUUGAUUAAUCUGAACUUUUGAGACCAAGUCAGAUUACAAAUCGACGUGUGGAACAGCUGCAGGGCACGCACACUAUUAUUGAAGAGCAUUUUGCGCUAACAUUUCUAUAGUCCUACGGAUUUCUAUGGUCUUUCCACGUUCGAUUUAGUUGCUAUGCAACCUAGUCUCGAUUUUUUCAACUUUAUGGCAUAUGAUAUUCACGGAUCCUGGGAAGCAAACCGUUUGGGGGCUCAAGUUCGAACCCAGGCUUCAAUAGUCGAUAUCAAUACCAAUAUCAUUCCUUUGUGGUUUGAUGGCGUGGAACCUGAAAAGGUCAAUUUGGGAAUACCAUAUUAUGGACGCGGAUAUACUUUAUCAAAUCGUUCUUGUACCGAUAUCAAUUGCCCUUAUUCUGGCCCAAAUCGAGGCGGAGCUUGCUCUCAAAGCGAUGGUAUUUUGACGCUGAAAGAGAUUCAAGAUUUGAUAAAGCAAAAGAACCUCACACCAAAAUUGAUUCCUGAUAUUAUGCAAAAAGAAAUCGUUUACGAUGGGGAUCAGUGGAUGGGAUAUGAUGAUGCUGAAACCAUCGCGUUGAAACUCAAGUGGGCUGACGAACAUUGCUUGGGAGGAACUGUUGCAUGGAGUAGCGACUUUAUUGCAGAGAAUGGAAAGUAAGUGGCUUACUUAAUCCAAACUUCCAGCAUAAUUGGAAAACAUAUGAUACUGACCUAAAUAGACCUUCUCCAACUCAAUCUCCACCUGCACCUUCAGUUGUUGCACCUCCGCCUGCUCCAUCAAAUUUAACACCGAGCGUAGACGGGUCAUGCGGAAAGUCAACAACUUGUCUAGGGUCGGCUUUUGGAUCUUGCUGUAGCAGCUACUCAUGGUGUGGAUCAGGACCUGAUUACUGCUCGAUUGAACUAGGCUGUCAACAGAAUUUUGGAACUUGUGGAUCUCAGCAAUCUCCUCCGCCUUCGUCAAUUAACGCGCCUCCUCCUUCAAAGUUGACACCAAGUGCAGAUGGAUCAUGCGGCAAUUCUACCACAUGUUUUGGGUCGGCUUUUGGAUCUUGCUGUAGCAGUCAUUCAUGGUGUGGCUCAGGACCUGAUUAUUGUUUAAUCGAACGGGGCUGUCAGCAGAACUUUGGCAUGUGUGGAUCACAACAAUCUCUACCACUUCCUCCACCCCCUCCACCCCCAGAAAGUACUUCUCCUCCACCGGACUUGAAACCAAGCGUGGAUGGAACCUGUGGGUUUUGGGCAACUUGCCAAGGAUCGGCUUUUGGGAAGUGUUGUAGCGGUCACUCAUGGUGUGGGAAUGGACCUGAUUUUUGCUCAACUGAAUCUGGCUGCCAGCCUCUUUAUGGCCAAUGUACUGGAGUUCCUCCAUCCACUCUCCCACUACCACCGCCUCCCCCGCCAGCUCCGGCGCCAUCACCUACCCAAACCACCCUCAAGACGAGCGUUGACGGAUCUUGUGGUAAGGGCAUAACCUGCUGGAACUCAGCGUAUGGUUCAUGCUGUUCUUCUCAUUCCUAUUGUGGAAUCACGGGUUCCCAUUGUUCUUUGGAUGAAGGUUGUCAAGCUGCAUUUGGAAGUUGCCAAAAGAAGAAUCAAAUUGUGAGCGUAGAUGGCAGUUGCAAUUCCGAGGUCACAUGCAAAGGCAGUCCGUUUGGCUCAUGUUGUUCGAAAUUUGGUUUUUGCGGGUCAUCGCCUGACUAUUGCUCUCCGACGAGUGGUUGUCAAUCUUCUUCUGGUAGUUGCCACAUCUAGAAUUUAGACGGCAGUGAGGGAAGAACGCAAAACUUGCAAGUUACAUUUGGGAUUGCUUUAACUUCUGCUAAUUAAAAAGUGUGGAG